This is a messenger RNA of Pocillopora meandrina, 346 nucleotides long. The record is from the annotation of a GenBank genome assembly. NCBI's taxonomy places the organism in Eukaryota, Metazoa, Cnidaria, Anthozoa, Scleractinia, Pocilloporidae.
AUGAGCCAAAACACAGUUCCACCGUCGUCAAAGUUCACUUUGAAAAGUAAAGAUAGCGCGAAGUUGCCGGGAGGGCUCACAAGUGUCUACAGAAGCUUCAAGGAGCCAAAGGUUCGGAGCUGGAUAAAGAGGAGAACUCGAGGUUCAGCGGCUCAUCAUUGGGACCGACAUUGCUGCCUGAAGCUACAGAAUCAAAUGGCCCGUCUCCCGAAGUAAUUGGCCCACAAUAGUUGCCAAAAGGCACCCAAUCUUGAAAUUAACGGGAAACGAGGACGAUUUCUUAAAGCAAGGUAGAGAGAUAUUCGAAUUUGUUCAGUGGACGGCAAUCCUGGGAGAGCUAAAUUAA